AGAGAGAGAGAGAGAGAGAGAGAGAGAGAGAGACAUGUACACCUUCCAGAGUAAUAAUAUGACGCUCGGCCUGUCUACUCUACUUCACAUGUGACCACCCUGUGUCGAUGCUUACAACGCCAGUGCCGCUUCACAAAAGCAGGACAUAUAAAGCAGCACAGCAGACCAGAAGGUAAGCCAAGAUGGACCUGAAGGAUCAGGGCGCUCAAAUGGAACCUCUGCUUCCCUCGGUAAUUACACCUUCCCGAGGAAGAAGUGUGAGAGGUGAUGAGGAGGCAGUGGUGGACAGAGGAGGCACACGAUCUAUGCUGAAGGCUGAUUUAGAACAAGAGGAGCUAGAAGGUCACAGAACAUUGUAUAUCGGGGUGCAUGUGCCUCUGGGACGCAGAAGCCACAGACGCCACAGGCAUCACGGCCACCGACACAGGAAGAGGAGCAGAGAAAGAGACUCAGGAGUGUGUGAUGGACGGGAAUCGCCUGCAUAUGACACACCCUCUCAAAGGGUCCAGUUCCUGCUGGGAACUGAGGAUGAUGAUGAAGAGCACAUUCCACAUGACCUCUUCACUGAACUGGAUGAAAUCUGUCUGCGUGAUGGGGAGGAUGCUGAGUGGAGGGAGACAGCUAGAUGGCUGAAGUUUGAGGAGGAUGUGGAGGAUGGAGGGGAGAGAUGGAGUAAGCCCUACGUGGCUACCCUCACUCUGCACAGCUUAUUUGAGUUGCGCAGCUGCAUCAUGAAUGGCACAGUGAUGCUAGACAUGAGGGCCAACUCCCUAGAGGAUAUUGCAGACAUGGUGUUGGACCAGCAGGAAACACUGGGGGAGCUUGGUGAGGACGUGAGAAAGAAAGUCCGUGAGGCCCUGCUCAAGCAGCACCACCAUCAAAACCACAAGAAGCUGGCUAAUCGUAUUCCCAUAGUCCGCUCUUUUGCUGACAUCGGCAAGAAACAGUCCGAACCUAACUCUAUGGACAAGAAUGGUGGUUCAUCUUUCUGUUCUCUUAAGUCUUCCCUUUGGGGUUCAUUUAAUUCUGAUGGGAGGUGCAGGCAGGUGUCUUCCUGCUGGCCUCAGUGCUGCACUUCCAGCGUCUCCAUCUCGUCUCCACUCCCCAAAUCAUCCACUUCCAUCUCCACCAACCAAGCCCACACACACAUCUCACUGCAGUCCUCACACACUGACCCGGACCCAGGCCAGAUGAUCCCUCCUCAGUCCCAGCCUACUGCACAAGACCUCAAGCCAGAGGUUAUAAGAGAGAGCAGUAGUGUGGAUUUCAGUAAGAUAGACCUGCACUUCAUGAAGAAGAUUCCUGCUGGAGCUGAGGCCUCUAAUAUCCUGGUAGGAGAGCUGGAAUUCUUGGAGAAACCUGUAGUGGCAUUCGUACGUCUCUCACCUGCUGUCCUUCUCAAUGGCCUGGCAGAAGUUCCCAUAACCACGAGGUUCCUCUUUAUUCUUCUCGGGCCUCUGGGUAAAGGACCACAGUACCAUGAGAUUGGCAGGUCUAUUGCAACCCUGAUGACUGAUGAGGUCUUCCAUGAUGUUGCAUAUAAAGCUAAGGACCGCAAUGAUCUAGUGGCUGGAAUUGACGAGUUCCUUGACCAAGUAACAGUGCUACCCCCUGGUGAAUGGGACCCGUCUAUCAGAAUCGAGCCACCGAAAAACGUUCCUUCUCAGGAGAAAAGAAAAAUCCCUGCUGUCCCCAAUGGAGAGCUGGCAGAGAGUAAGGAACAUGGGGGGCAUGGAGGCCCUGAGCUACAGCACACCGGGAGGCUGUUUGGUGGGCUUUUCCGGGAUAUAAAGCGCAAGGCACCACAUUACCUAUCUGACUACACAGAUGCCAUCAGUUUGCAGUGUGUGGCUUCUUUCCUCUUCCUCUACUGUGCCUGCAUGUCUCCUGUCAUCACCUUCGGGGGACUGCUGGGGGAAGCCACAGAGGGACGCAUUAGUGCUAUCGAGUCUUUGUUUGGCGCGUCGAUGACUGGAAUUGCUUACUCGCUGUUUGCGGGCCAACCUCUCACCAUCCUUGGCAGUACUGGACCUGUGCUGGUUUUCGAGAAGAUUUUAUUCAAAUUCUGCAAGGAAUAUGGGUUGUCCUAUCUGUCUCUGAGGACAUGUAUUGGCCUUUGGACUGCUUUUUUCUGUUUGCUGCUGGUGGCUACUGAUGCCAGCACACUCGUUUGCUACAUAACUCGUUUUACAGAAGAAGCCUUUGCCUCACUCAUCUGCAUCAUUUUCAUCUAUGAGGCUCUGGAGAAGCUGAUCCACCUCGGCGAUACUUACCCUUUCAACACGAACAACAACAUUGAGAAACUCACCACCUAUUCAUGUGCUUGUAUAGAGCCUGUGAACCCCAGCAAUGCCACCCUGCUGUAUUGGGAGCAGAACAACAUCACAGCAUCAGAGAUCUACUGGGAGGCUCUGGAAGUGCAGGACUGCAUAGAGAAGAAAGGGGUGUUUGUGGGUUCAGCCUGUGGACCUCAUGGUCCCUACGUCCCUGAUGUACUGUUCUGGUCCGUUGUGCUGUUCUUCUCCACUGUGGCCAUGUCUGCUUUCCUGAAAGAAUUCAAAACCAGCAGAUACUUUCCCACCAAGAUCAGAUCAAUCAUCAGUGAUUUUGCUGUGUUUAUUACCAUUCUGACAAUGGUUCUGGUGGACUACGCUUUAGGUGUCCCAUCACCCAAACUGCAGGUCCCCAACAAGUUUAAGCCAACACGAGAUGACCGAGGUUGGUUCAUCAACCCAUUGGGUCCAAACCCCUGGUGGACUUGUAUCGUAUCGGUGUUCCCUGCUCUUCUCUGUACCAUCCUUAUCUUCAUGGACCAGCAGAUUACUGCAGUCAUUAUAAACAGGAAGGAACACAAACUUAAGAAAGGCUGUGGUUACCACCUGGACCUGUUUGUGGUGGGUGUGAUGCUGGGGGUGUGUUCACUGAUGGGGCUGCCCUGGUUUGUGGCAGCUACAGUGCUUUCUAUCUCACACGUGAACAGUCUGAAGCUGGAGUCAGAGAGCUCAGCCCCAGGAGAGCAGCCUAAGUUUCUGGGCAUCAGAGAACAGCGGUUUACUGGCCUCAUGAUUUUUCUCCUGAUGGGAUGCUCUGUCUUCAUGACCUCCGUUCUUAAGUUUAUUCCAAUGCCUGUGCUGUAUGGAGUGUUUCUUUAUAUGGGAGCAUCAUCUCUACGGGGAAUACAGUUCUUUGACAGGUUGAGGUUGUUUGGUAUGCCAGCUAAGCACCAGCCGGAUUUUAUCUACCUGAGGCACGUUCCUCUGCGGAAGGUUCAUCUGUUCACCAUCAUCCAGCUCAGCUGCUUGGUUCUUCUCUGGGUCAUUAAAACGUCUCGCGCCGCCAUCGUCUUUCCUAUGAUGGUUCUUGCUCUGGUAUUUAUUCGGAAGCUGCUGGAUUUUAUCUUCACUAAAAGAGAGUUGAGCUGGCUGGAUGACCUCAUGCCAGAAAGUAAGAAAAAGAAAAUGGAGGAUGCAGAAAAAGAGGAGGAGCAAAGUAUUCUGGCAGAAGAAGAGGGAGUAGUACAAGUGCCAUUGGAAGGACAUUACAAGGAUGAUCCGUCGUCUGUGAACAUCACUGAUGAGAUGUCUAAAGCCUCCUUCGGAAACACUUGGAAGGCUGUCAGCUCCGAUGGCUCAAAAAAGUGAACCAAAC
Molecule: messenger RNA, 3648 nt
Organism: Tachysurus fulvidraco (yellow catfish)
Lineage: Eukaryota; Metazoa; Chordata; Actinopteri; Siluriformes; Bagridae
Gene: slc4a10b
Product: solute carrier family 4 member 10b
Exons: 26
Coding region: 183-3641 (1152 amino acids)
Biological process (GO): bicarbonate transport; regulation of intracellular pH; monoatomic anion transport
Cellular component (GO): plasma membrane; basolateral plasma membrane
Molecular function (GO): solute:inorganic anion antiporter activity; sodium:bicarbonate symporter activity; monoatomic anion transmembrane transporter activity
Source: RefSeq, a predicted model, not a curated record